AUGACCCCGGACGAGAAGCGCAAGGCCGAUGUGGCUCGUCUACGCUCCAUCAUGGGUGACGGACUCGAUCAGUCAUUCUGGUCCAAAGCAUGGCAGGCCAAGGCCACUCCAUGGGACAAAGGCUCACCUCAACCAUCUCUGAUUAAUUUCCUCACCAAGACCGACGCAGGCAAAGCUCUAGUGGCGGCUGAAGGCAGCAAAGGCAGCGCUCUCGUUCCCGGAGCGGGGACAGGGUACGACGUGGAAGUCUUUGCGUCCUUGGGCUGGUCUAAAGCAGUUGGAGUAGACAUCGCACCGGAAGCCGUCGAAUCGGGCAAACGCUGGCUGGCAGAGCGAGAACACAAGCCGUACCAUGAAGAGAUGCAUUUCAAGGUGGCCGAUUUCUUCGAGGAUCCCAAGGGGGAACUGACGGGCUUUGACCUGGCGUACGAUUAUACGUUCUUCUGCGCCAUCCCACCGAGCUUGAGACCGAAGUGGGGAGAGGCGUAUGCGAGGAGCGUGAAGAGUGGGGGGCAUCUGAUUUGCUUGGUCUUCCCUAUUGAGGGGGACCGCCCCAACGGGCCGCCCUACUCGGUCUCGCCCGAGCUGAUCACUCAGUUCCUCGAGCCGCACUUUGAGCUUCAGUGGCAAGGCGUGCCCCCCGAUCAGCCAGAAGAGCGCAAGAACAUCGAACAGGUCAUGCUUUGGAAGCGCAAGCAGGCUCGAGGAUGA
Messenger RNA from Jaminaea rosea, 711 nucleotides. RefSeq names its product thiol methyltransferase 1. The transcript is spliced from 2 exons. Bases 1 to 711 code for a protein of 236 amino acids. NCBI's taxonomy places the organism in Eukaryota, Fungi, Basidiomycota, Exobasidiomycetes, Microstromatales. The record is from RefSeq and is a predicted model, not a curated record. Gene Ontology annotation, molecular function: S-adenosylmethionine-dependent methyltransferase activity.